Daldinia caldariorum is the source of this 1390-nucleotide messenger RNA. RefSeq names its product methylthioribose-1-phosphate isomerase. Bases 1 to 1182 code for a protein of 393 amino acids. Gene Ontology annotation, molecular function: S-methyl-5-thioribose-1-phosphate isomerase activity. The transcript is spliced from 2 exons. NCBI's taxonomy places the organism in Eukaryota, Fungi, Ascomycota, Sordariomycetes, Xylariales, Hypoxylaceae. The record is from RefSeq and is a predicted model, not a curated record.
AUGUCAGGCCUUCAAGCGAUUCGAUACUCGCGGGGUAAACUGGAAGUGCUCGACCAACUUAAAUUACCCCACGAGCACCACUAUGAUGAUGUUUCGACCAGUGAGGAGGCCUUCGAUAGCAUAAAAUCUAUGAGAGUUAGAGGCGCACCCGCUAUCGCAAUUGUAGCAGCACUAGCACACGGAGUCGAGUUAAAUAACGGGAGUUGCAAGGCUUCAACUACACAUGAGACGAUAUCCUACAUCGACUCGCGCCUCGAUUACCUAAAGCAAUCACGCCCAACAGCCGUAGACCUCAGUAAUGCAAUUACCCACCUCAAAAACACGAUUCGAUCCGUCGAUGUAGCCGGCAAGGAGAAUGAUACGGCGGGCCGCGACGCGAUUAUCGAAGCGUACAUAGCCGCCGCAGAAGAAAUAUUCCGUAAGGACACCGAAACCAACCUUUCUAUUGGCGAGUAUGGUAGCAAAUGGUUGCUCGAAAAUGCACCGAUCAAGUCUUCCGAUGGCAAGGUGUCCGUUCUCACGCACUGCAAUACCGGAUCGCUCGCCACGUCAGGUCAUGGAACAGCUCUCGGUAUAAUCCGUUCGUUACACUCGGGCGGCCAUCUACAGCAUGCUUUCUGCACUGAGACUCGGCCAUACAACCAAGGAAGCAGGUUAACUGCUUUCGAACUCGUAUACGAGGGUAUUCCCUCCACAUUAAUCACAGACUCGAUGGCCGGCGCCCUAUUUGCCACCAAGAAGGCUGAGAACAAUAUCGCUGCUGUCAUCGUGGGUGCAGACCGAGUGGUACGUAACGGAGACACUGCCAACAAGGUGGGGACCUAUACCCUCGCUGUGCUUGCCAAAUAUCAUGGUCUGAAAUUUAUCGUGGCGGCGCCGACGACGAGUAUCGACUUGCAAACCGAUACGGGUGCGGGGAUUAAGAUUGAGGAGCGGAAGCCGGAGGAGCUGACGCAAAUCAGCGGCGCGGUGGUAGGGAAAGAUGGAAAGGUAGACGUCACUCGUACGGAACGCGUAGCGACCGCUCAUCAAGAUAUCGGUGUAUGGAAUCCGGCUUUCGAUGUCACGCCAGCAGAGCUAAUUGAUGCCGUGGUCACUGAGCGUGGCGUUGUGGUGAAGGGCGCAGAUGGAAGCUUUGACUUCAAAGGCAUUAUACCCGAAAGAUCAGCUAAAGCAAUUUAAGAACAAGAAUUAGUACUGAAACCCGUGAAGAGAUAAUUAGACUGGCUUUCCCGUGGCGAAGAAUUAAGGACUUAGGAAUUCAACGCAAGGUAGGUACCUAGGUAGGCAUCUCCUUUGCUGGACAUCCUAUGAUAUUGUACGAAUUAGCGAAUGUGAACGAAUUAGAAGAGCCGUGCUCAAAUUCCUUCAACCCCAGACACAAACCGCU